AUGACCAGUACGAAAUGUGCCCUUGUAAUACCACGGGAGGACUUCCGUGAAUCUAUUUUAAGCUUCCAAGUAUACCUAACUCUUGACGAUAGAGGUGUUAUGGGAGGUCUUUUGACGCUGCCCUCCUUCGCAUCAACGUUCCCUGAAAUCGACCUCACGGAGAAGACCAAAAAGACUUUAACUUCUGCUGAGGCGAGCCACAGAUCUAAUAUCCAAGGUAUUUCGGUUGCGUCUUACAAUGUUGGCUGCUUUUUUGGUUCAAUUGUCUGUAUCUGGAUUGGCGACAUCCUUGGGCGCCGGAAAACUAUAUUUAUCGGAUCUGUGAUCAUGGUGGUUGGGGCUGUUCUGCAAGCCUCUGCAUUCAGUCUUGCGCAUUUCGUUAUAGGCAGGGUUAUCACGGGUCUAGGAAAUGGCUUGAACACCUCUACCGUCCCAACCUGGCAAUCGGAAUGUUCAAAAUCUCACCGCCGCGGCCAACUGGUCAUGGUCGAAGGGGCUCUGAUCACGGGUGGUAUUUGCCUCAGCUACUGGCUGGAUUUCGGUUUCUCAUUCCUCGAGCCCAGCAGCGUCUCCUGGAGAUUCCCGGUCGCCUUCCAGAUUGUUUUUGCCGGUUUCAUUCUUGCCACCGUGAUGCUACUACCCGAAUCUCCCCGGUGGCUUAUCCUCAAGGGCAAAGAAGACGAAGCACUGAACGUCCUAGGAGCACUGAGCGAUUUGGCAGCUGAUGACCCUUAUAUCAACAGGGAAUUUAUUGCCAUCAAGGAUACUGUCCUCGAAAUGCAACAGGGCGGUUUUGCUGAUCUUUUCACGAUGACUGAAGAACGUCACUUCCACCGUGUUGUCCUGGCGUACGUCAACCAGAUGUUUCAGCAGAUCUCCGGUAUCAAUCUCAUCACUUAUUAUGCUGCUGUGAUUUACGAGACCAGUAUUGGUCUCAGCGGCUUCAUGUCGCGAAUUCUCGCUGCUUGCAAUGGCACCGAAUAUUUCAUAGCAUCUUGGAUCCCUGUUUUUAUCGUGGAGAAGGUUGGUCGACGCCCGCUUAUGCUUUUUGGUGCUGUUGGCAUGUCACUUUCCAUGGUUGUUUUGGCUGUUGUCACCAGCUUUGAGCGUCAAACCAAGCCUGGUAUCGUGGCGGCCGUCUUCCUGUUCGUCUUUAAUACCUUCUUCGCUGUCGGUUGGUUAGGCAUGACUUGGCUAUACCCAGCAGAAAUUGUCCCUCUUCGUAUCCGGGCACCUGCAAACGCUCUAUCAACCUCAGCAAACUGGGCAUUCAAUUUCAUGGUGGUCAUGGUUACCCCAGUGGCCUUCACCUCCAUCAAAUAUAAGACGUACAUUAUUUUCGCCGUUAUCAACGCCUUCAUCGUCCCUGUCGUCUAUAUCUUCUACCCCGAAACCGCGUAUCGCUCUCUCGAAGAAAUGGACACCAUAUUCCGCAAGACCGACUCGAUAUUCAGCGCCGUGAGAGUUGCAGCAGAGACUCCGUGUCUCUAUGGAAAGAAUGGUGAAGUCCUGAUCAACUACAAUGAAACCGAAGAGCAACAGCGCAAAUCUAGCGCUGUAGGUUUCGAGACUUAUACGGCAGAAAAUAAGCACCAUGCGAACCCAGAUCACAAAGUUGAAGCCGGCAAUUCGAGCGUUCAUAGCUCUUCCUAA
This is a messenger RNA of Paracoccidioides brasiliensis Pb18, 1653 nucleotides long. RefSeq lists its product as uncharacterized. Gene Ontology annotation, molecular function: carbohydrate:proton symporter activity. The coding region runs from base 1 to 1653 and encodes 550 amino acids. Gene Ontology annotation, cellular component: membrane. The record is from RefSeq and is a predicted model, not a curated record. The transcript is spliced from 4 exons. Gene Ontology annotation, biological process: transmembrane transport; carbohydrate transport.